Messenger RNA from Naegleria gruberi, 1300 nucleotides. Its product is annotated as pesticin domain-containing protein. Bases 32 to 1300 code for a protein of 422 amino acids. The record is from RefSeq and is a predicted model, not a curated record. Gene Ontology annotation, molecular function: lysozyme activity. Lineage: Eukaryota; Heterolobosea; Eutetramitea; Acrasida; Naegleriidae. The transcript has a single exon.
GAAAACAUCUCUCUUGGUUUUAUGCACCUUGAUGGUACUCUGUGUAUCCAUUAUGGCUGUGUCUGGCUCCUUCUUGGAACAAAUUGUGGAAAUGUCACUUUCUGAUUCUAGAAGUUUCAAGUCGGGUGGUGGUAGCUCUGGAGGAGGUAGCAAAUCUGGAAGCAGUAGCAGCAGCUCUGGAAAGUCAUCCAGUAAGUCAUCCUCAUCCUCCAGUAAGAGUACUAGCUCUAGUAAAACCUCCACUUCAAAGAGUUAUAGCAAGUCAACUGUCUCAUCAAAGAUGGCCUCAGCUUAUUCUCAAUAUGCUAACAGUAGAAUUGCUGGUAUGAAGAAUCCAGCCAGCACCAUGGCUGGUCUCAAAGCUGCCAAUUUGAAUGCUCGUUUAAGUGCUCAACCAACUGCUACUGUCAAUGGUAAAUUGACUGCUGCUGGUAUCAAGGCCUCUUAUCAAAAUCGAUUGAAUACAAGAGUUGCUGCUGCCUAUCAACAAUAUGCUCAAUCCAGAAUGGCUGCUGCCAAACCAACUGCUAAGCCAACCAAUAUUGCUGCAGCUUAUCAACAAUACGCCCAAUCUAGAAUUGCUGGUAUGAAGAAUCCUGCUAGCACUUUGUCUAAACCAACUGCCAAACCUGCCAAUAUUGCUGCUGCCUAUCAACAAUAUGCUCAGUCCAGAAUUGCUGGUUUGAAGAAUCCUGCCAGUACUCUCCCAGGUAGUUUCAAGAUUGAUAAGGGUUUGCUUACUGUUAAUGAAGGUAAACCUGCCACUACUGGUUACGUUCCACAAUCCAAGGCAGGUACUGUCAUUGGUAAAUCAGGUGUUACUGUUGGUACUGGAUUCGAUGUUGGUCAACAAAAUGUUAAGGGUUUGAAAGCUCUUGGACUUUCACCAAGUUUAGUCGACAAGCUUUCUCCAUACACUGGAUUGAAGCAACAAGCAGCUAAGGACUUUUUGGCUAAGAAUCCAUUGUCCCUAUCGCCUGCUGAAGUUGCAUCCAUUGAUAAGGCAGUUAUGGACAAGUUUUCUGCCAAUUUGGCCAAAGAUUAUGCAGCUGCUGCUGCCAAGAAUCCAACUGCUGUCAAGAAUUUCAAGGAUUUGCCAGCUCCUGUCCAAUCAGUUGCUUACAGUGUCUACCAUCAAUAUGGAAGCUUCUCCAAGACUCCAAGCUUCAUGAACAAGUUGGCCACCAAUGAUUACAAUGGAAUGGUUCAUGAAUUGAGAAACUUUGGUGAUUCUUACUCAACAAGAAGAAAUCGUGAAGCUGAUCAUUUGGAAAGUGGUUUGAAGGCUGCUUCAGGAUAA